Aspergillus clavatus NRRL 1 is the source of this 1761-nucleotide messenger RNA. Its product is annotated as U4/U6-U5 snRNP complex subunit PRP3. The coding region runs from base 1 to 1761 and encodes 586 amino acids. Gene Ontology annotation, cellular component: U4/U6 x U5 tri-snRNP complex. The transcript has a single exon. The record is from RefSeq and is a predicted model, not a curated record. Lineage: Eukaryota; Fungi; Ascomycota; Eurotiomycetes; Eurotiales; Aspergillaceae. Gene Ontology annotation, biological process: mRNA splicing, via spliceosome.
AUGGCGGACGUGUCAGGCAACAUGCUGAAGCGGCCUCAUCCCGAAGAUGAAGACAACAACGCGCAGAAACGAACUCGCUCCAACAAUGGCUCUCCAAUGCCAGCACAGGGAGGCGCGGCCUCUGGGAAGGUCGACAUUGAAAAAAUGGUGGCAGAGGCGAGAGCCAAAGCUGAAGCCGUGCGCGCUAGGCUUCAAGCUGCCAGAGGCGGUUCCUCAGCCCUCACACCAGCUGCCCCAAGCCCGAGUCCUACGCCCCCAGCCGCUACUUCAGCCAUGUCGAAAUUAGAACAAAUGAAAGCGAGAGUAGCAGCAGCUACUGGGCGAGCCAAUGCUGCGGCGCAGCAACGAACACCUGCUCCUCCGCCUCCUGCGUUUGAUGACGACGAUGGCUCUUCACGGGCUCGAGGUGGCCUAGAUGUUGGUCUUCAUCCUGCACUUCUCGCAGAUACGACAGAGUUUCGAAGUGGCAAAGGUCGACAGGGUGCGCAGAAGUUUGCGGGGGGCCGUCAUGCUGAGUCGCCGUUACCUGGCACCAAAGAUCGAGCCGGACUCGACCUGUCAGGCCCGUCACUUGAAGAAAUCAAGAACAACCCCUAUUUUGAUCCGAGUCUUGGUCCUAAAGCAACUAUCGCGAAACCCAGGAAUUCACGGCAACUUAUUUUCAAUCAGAAGGGCAAAUACAUACAACAGGCGGCAGCCCUACGCCGGCAGGCCCAAUUGGAGGCCAUGAAGAAGCGCAUUGCAGAGAGGGCUCGGCAGGCCGGUAUUGAUGAAGACAUGGAUCUCGAGAAAGCAUUUUUGGUUUCAGCUCCACCAGCUAUUGAGUGGUGGGACGAAGGUUUGGUUGAAGGGGAGGACUACUCUGCUAUCGAUGACGAGCGGAAUCUCAAGAUAGACACCCCAGAUUCCAUCAUUACUGUCUACGUCCAACACCCCGUACUCCUCGAACCUCCCCAGGAUAAGCAUAUGCCCGCACAAAAACCUAUGUAUCUGACACCGAAGGAACAAGCGAAGAUCCGUCGUCAGCGACGGAUGGCCGAUCUCAAAGAGCAACAGGCGAAGAUCCGGCUAGGUCUUGAGCCAGCGCCUCCACCAAAAGUCAAGAAAUCGAACCUCAUGCGGGUUUUGGGUGAGGAGGCUGUCAAGGACCCUACCGCGGUCGAGGCACGUGUGAACCGGGAGAUCGCAGAGCGGCGUGAAACGCACGAAGCUGCCAAUGAGGCACGAAAAUUAACAAAAGAAGAGAGACGAGAGAAGCUUGCUCAGCAACAAGAAAAGGACGCGGAGAAAGGCAUCCAUGUAUCAGUUUACCGGAUCGAUAGCCUAGCAAACGGACGUAAUCGGUUUAAAGUCAGCAAGAAUGCUGAACAACACGCUCUUACUGGAGUCUGCAUCAUGCAUCCUCGGCUCAACUUGGUGAUUGUGGAAGGAGGUGCUCACUCAAUCAACAGCUACAAGAAACUGAUGUUGAAUCGGAUUGACUGGACGGAGAACGCGGGCCCGAAUGCGGUGCGUGAAGGCAAUCGCGAAGCUCUCGCGUCGUGGCUUUCGGCUGAGGAUGAGAAAACGGGAGAAUUGAGGGACCUUAGCACAAACACUUGUAGUCUUCUUUGGGAAGGCCAGGCUAAAGCUCGUUCAUUCAGAAAAUGGUUGGGUGCCAGAGUCUGUGAGACUGAUUCGCAAGCCAAAGACGUUCUGGCUCGAGCGAAGAUGGAGAACUUUUGGGCGUUGGCCAAGACUGCGAAACAAAAGGAGUUUUAA